Messenger RNA from Salmo salar (Atlantic salmon), 1068 nucleotides. It is a transcript of the gene fam180a, whose product is annotated as family with sequence similarity 180 member A. Lineage: Eukaryota; Metazoa; Chordata; Actinopteri; Salmoniformes; Salmonidae. The record is from RefSeq and is marked provisional.
AGAGCAGUUGCAGUGGUGGGAUGGUCUGAGGUUUUUCCCAGUGGAGUGAUUGUGGUCCUUGAUCGUGGUCCUGGACCUGUGGCUCUGUCCAGUCUGUCCCUGGCUACUGGAUGCCAGGUGGAUGCCAGGUCACCAUGAUGCCCUGGAAGAUGGUCAUUGUUGCACUAUUCUACUGCAAUAUCAACACAUGUGCCACUUAUCGGCAUAACAAAGUCCUUUACCCAUCAACUGUUCGAGUGAAGAGAGGGAUGGCAUCAAUGGUGAACCCUACUUUUCAGAACUCCAUAGAGGAUGUCAAUUUACUAUUUGAGAUCCUGCUGGCUGGCCUGCAGUUUGGAGACGAGCACACCCUGUUCUCCGUGCAGGACGAGGAGUUGGCCUCCCUGCGGAAGACCAAAAAGCUGGAAGUCAUCUGCGAGGACAUCCUGCCCAAAACACUCUCUGAUAUCCAUCGCCUGACCUCUGACCUUUCCAAUCACAUGGGCCACCUGCGCCUGGAGGACUUUGAGCGCACUGUGCUGACCAUGGUGUACACCGCCCAGCGGCUGGCCAACGCUACCACAGGCCAGCAGAGAGACUUGUGGGCAGAGUCCUUUGUCAGUUUGUACAGAGCUAUCAAGCUGGACCUGACAGCUGAGAACGACCUCACAGCUAAAUGAUAUUCACAAUGUUGGGGAUUGAUACUAUACUGAUACAUAUCGCUGCCUUUAUUUCCAGAUCUCUAUUGGAGAAGGAAUUUCUCUCAUUUUCUAUUAUUCAUUAUAGGUACGAUGUUUCAGCAUGAUUUUCUUGGCAACCCUUGAGUACUAUCGUAUCACAUGGACUCAAAAUGUAAGUUUCUGAGAUAUACUUUAAUCCUAUUGCUGUUUUUUAUAUGCAUUGGGACAAUACAUUUCUUUGAUUUAUUUCAAACUUUUUUAAGAUUUAUUACUAGUGUUACCCUGAACCAACUUGGAAAUGCGGAGAAAUCAGUAUGCUUACAUUCAUUUUAAAAAUAAUUUCUUUAAAAAGCACCAAUUUUUGUAAUAUUUGUAUACAGUUCUUAUACAUUGUGUUAUCAUUAAAUAU